Molecule: messenger RNA, 1062 nt
Organism: Lodderomyces margitis
Lineage: Eukaryota; Fungi; Ascomycota; Pichiomycetes; Serinales; Debaryomycetaceae
Product: 2-dehydropantoate 2-reductase
Exons: 1
Coding region: 1-1062 (353 amino acids)
Biological process (GO): pantothenate biosynthetic process
Cellular component (GO): mitochondrion; cytoplasm
Molecular function (GO): NADP binding; 2-dehydropantoate 2-reductase activity
Source: RefSeq, a predicted model, not a curated record
AUGACAGCAAUUCAAAAACUAGCUGAGCCCGUCAAAGUACAUAUAUUAGGGGCAGGUGCGUUGGGAUCUCUCUUAGCCCAUGACUUGAAGUUGAAUCCACAACGAUCUGUUUCACCAACACUUUUACUCCGACCUAAUAAAUCAUCAAUAAAAGACCAAUUUGUGAGAGUGAAGUGCUUCAAUGAUAAUAAUCGAACAAAGGACUCAAUUGUUGAAAUUCCUACAGGAAAGGCUAAAGAUUUACAAGGGAAGAUGAUAGAUAAUUUGAUUAUCGCUACGAAAUGUUUCCAGACUGAGGCUGCUUUACAACCCUAUAUUGAGAACUUAUCUUCGCAGUCAAACAUAUUGAUUUUACAAAAUGGUAUGGGCAUGCCUGAAUUCCUUAUGAAUCGUUUUUGGGCAAAUGGAUCAAACAGUCCCAAAUUCUUUGAGGCUAUCACAACGCAUGGGGUGUAUGUUGAUGAAAAUGGAUUAGUAAAUCAUGCAUCAAAGGGAACUUUGCAAGUAAGUGACAAGAAUAAUAUGGAAAUCAAGGAGUUACCAGAGAUGAUCCAAGCAAUUUUAGAUACUCCCACUUUGAAUGCGGAGUAUGUGAAUUACCAUAAUUUUAUCUUACUCCAAAUGCAAAAAUUAGUAAUAAAUUGUUGCAUUAAUCCGUUAACGGCUAUAUUCGAUGUUAAUAAUGGAAAUCUACUUUACGGCGAUGAGGUUGUCAGGUUAUGGAAGUCAAUAAUAAGUGAAUGUCUGGAAAUGUUUUUCUUGGAAUAUCCUAUUUUGCACGAUAUACCCCAGUCAAAAGCAUUUUUGAAUGACCAAAGGCUCUUGGACAUUGUUACAUCCGUAUGUAAAGCAACAUCGUCGAACAGCUCUUCGAUGAGACAAGACGUUAGAAAUUUGAGAAACACCGAAAUAGAGAACUUAAACGGAUAUGUGUCCUUUUUGGGGAAAAAGCACAAUAAAGCAACUUUUACGAAUUCUAUGAUUACCAGUAUGGUCAAGACGAAGUUGAGUAUGGCCAGAGGCAUUGAUAAAGCUGCCGCUGAUGCAAUUUUAAGUAUAUGA